Molecule: messenger RNA, 2870 nt
Organism: Engraulis encrasicolus (European anchovy)
Lineage: Eukaryota; Metazoa; Chordata; Actinopteri; Clupeiformes; Engraulidae
Product: calponin homology domain-containing protein DDB_G0272472-like
Exons: 3
Coding region: 138-2321 (727 amino acids)
Source: RefSeq, a predicted model, not a curated record
AUGACAUCAUGCUCAUAGUGAUGACUCCAGAACCCCUGGUCUGGAGUAGGCCUAUGGGUCCAAAGCUGGUGAUGUCAUAGUAGCGCCUGUAGCAUUCUAAACACCCCAGAUUGAACAGAGAUGUUUACAGCAAAGCAAUGAGUAAGCAAUUCAGUAGAGAAACGCGAGUCAUACAGAGGCGUGAGUGUGAUGAGCUCAUGGAGGCAGCCAGGCAGCAGCUGUCCUCAGAACAUGAGCACAUGGACACCAAGUCCCAGAUAGACAUUGACAACACUGAAAAGGGAAGACAGAAGGCACAAGAAAAUAUAAGAAAAAAAAUUGAGGAUGCCAAAAAGACGUGGGAGUACAAAUGUAAAAAACUGAUGAUGGAUAUUGAGGCAGAAAAAAUGAGAGCAAAGGCGAGGCACGAGAAAGUGCUUAUGAAGUUCUCCACAGUAAAUCAGACACCAAAAAGGCUUUCUGCUGAGAAGAAAGUCCUCAAGGCUGAUGAGGUUAUGGAAGCUCAAGAGCCACAAGUUCCUCCUCCAUCAACCUUGUCGACUCAGGCUCCAGACAUAACAGUGAAGAACGUUCUCCUGCCAUCUUCUAGAUGUUUGGCUGUUGGCCAGCAGCGUCUGACAACAGCUCCAAAACCUGCUGCGGUUUCUGCAUCUUUGGCAGGCACACAGUGUCUCCCUGCUACUAAGCUCAGAGAAAUACUUCCAGUGCCUGACAAACAGAAGGAAAGACAAAAGACACAGGAAAAUAGGAGACGAAAAAUUGAGGAAGCCAGAAAGACACUGGAGAAAUAUAAAAAACUGGAGAUGGAUAUUGAGAGAGAAAAGUUGAGAAUAAAGACAAAGCAGGAAAAAAUGCUCAUGAAGAUCUCCACAAAACAUGAGACAUCAAAAAUGCUGGAUAUGAAUACAAUGGAAAAAGACACAGGGCAAAGAGCUAACCAUCUAGAAACUCCCUUGGACAGAGACACAAAGCAAGUGGUUGAAGGAGAGAUGAAGGAUGGGAAAGCAAAGGACAUGGAAGAGCUGGAGAAAAAGAAAAAGUCACCAGAGAUGAAGAUAAAGGCUUCUGACAUACACAUCAAACCCGCAAGAGACUAUAGCGCUCAAAAUGCCGAAGUCCAACAACAGGCUGAAAAUCAACACGCAGUGAUGAUGCCCACUGAGAAGACCACCAGAAAGAGCAAUGGGUUUGAAGGAGAGAUGAAGGAUGGGGAAGCAGAGGACAUGGAAGAGCUGGAGAAAAAGAAAAAGAAAAAGUCACCAGAGAUGAAGAUAAAUGCUUCUGACCUACACACCAAACCCGCAAGAGACUAUAGCGCUCAAAAUGCAGAAGUCCAACAACAGGCUGAAAAUCAACACGCAGUGGUGAUGCCCCCUGAGAAGACCACCAGAAAGAGCAAUGGGUUUGAAGGAGAGAUGAAGGAUGGGAAAGCAGAGGACAUGGAAGAGCUGGAGAAAAAGAAAAAGACACCAGAGAUGAAGAUAAAGGCUUCUGACCUACACAUCAAACCCGCAAGAGACUAUAGCGCUCAAAAUGCCGAAGUCCAACAACAGGCUGAAAAUCAACACGCAGUGGUGAUGCCCACUGAGAAGACCACCAGAAAGAGCAAUGGGUUUCCUCUCGGAAGCAUCAUGGGUAAAUUAGUCAAGAAGACCAAGGCAUGGGGCUCGGAGAAAGUGGAGAAGAGGAAGCAAAGUGAGCUGGAGGAGGAGAGAAAGCUCAAGGAAAUAGAAAUGCGGGCUGUUGAAAACCUCAGACAGAGGCAGUUAGCCAGAGAGAAAGAAGAAGAAGAAGUCCUCAAGGCUGCUGAGGUGAGGGAAGCUCAAGCUCUACAAGUCCCUCCUUCUCCAUUAACCUUGACUCAGGCUCCUGACACAACGAUGAAGAACAUUCUCCCAAAGUCUUCUGGAUGUCCAGCUGGUCGUCAGGGUUUCAAUACAGCAGAAAAAGCUGCUGUGGUUACGGCAUCUUUGGCAGACAUCUCCAUUCUGGCAGGCGACGCGUGUUUUGCACAGGCAUCCUCUCCAUCUCUAAAGAGUCUGGAAAAACCUUUGGCCACAGCUGCUGUGAAACAGCCUGCUAUCGUUAAGAUUGCUGCAGGAAAGGAAGAGUCCGCUAAAGUUGUGCCUGGACAAAAUUGUGCACUAGCUGGCCAGGGGACUAAAAAGAUGUCAAAUGGCACCUCAAAGGGUGCUCCAAAGACACCAGCAAGGGCACCAAAGAUUCCCAACAGUGUCACGAAACUGCUGACUGUUGAAACGCCAGUGGGUACACCGUACAACCAAUGCAUAGAUUUCUCCAUCUUCUGCAGGCAGAAGUGAAGUUUUUUGAUGGGAGGCAUCAACCAGCAGAAAUGCAUAAUGAUACAUUAUGAUACAUGAUACAUUACUGUAGUCGUCCUGGUGAUACACAAAUUAUUUUUCUUCUACUCACUUACUCAAGGAUUGGCAUAUACGUAUAGACAAAUAUAUACCUAUUUUACUUAUUUACCCAUAUAUAACCAUAAACAAGUUAACAAUAAACAAAUACCCAGUACAUCUCUAGGCAUAUACAAAAGCACACAUGAAAAUAAAUAUCUAAGCAUACAAAAAAUAAAUUUUGCAUUUAAAUGCAUUAAAAAAAAAAAAAAAAACUGGUACAUGCCUCUUUCUUUAAUAGAAUAAUUUAAUUGUUGGAGGAUCUUGUAAGCUUCAGGCAUUUAGUUACAUUGCACUUCAUAUUAAACUGAUCUUGUAUUACAAACAUCCUCACUGCAUGGACCAUAUAACAGUGUAAGGAGGAUCUUUUCAAACUCAUGCAGACUCUGUAGAAGGUGAAAAGACUUUUAUGCAGUGGGAUGAGCCAAAAUCAGAUAGCACAAGGGUGGCUUG